GUGGCUCUUAGCUCCGAAGGCGAAUUAGUUCCUCAGAGAAACAAUCUCGACUCCGCUCUCUAACCCUCUUAGUGGUGGUGGUGGUGGUGUGUGUGGGGGGGUCUUCUCUCUGGUUGCUAAGGGCAACGGGGUGAGAGAGAUGGUGUGUAUUUGCGGAGCCCCAGCUGCGCGCCUGUUAAUACCACCGCGACCCUCACGUCCUCGCGCAAUUCUCCACACUGGGUUGGCUGCUUUGAGGGAAGAGGAUGCGCGCACGGAUUUAGUUUCAGUGUCUUUUCCCGUCUGGAGCAGAUUAUUACCUUUCUCCUGCACGCAGGAACGGAUUUAGCAACACGAACACAAGAUUUGCGGUCCUUGAUCUGAGUGAUGCAGAAGCCCCUCUCUCCGAACGGAAGCCAGACGAGAAGAAUGUCAAUGUCGGCUCGUGAUCAAUGAACUCCGUUCCAUCGAGUGGCGAAGGAAGUAAUCUCAACACCUGAACGCAAGGGAUAUUACUUGAGCGCACACUUUUUUUAAGGACAUGGCGGCGGCAGCGGCAUCAUGGGCCGGUCCCGUCGAGGGGGAUGGGUGCGAGACGGCUGUGGAGGCGGAGCCCACAAACUUGGAGACUGUCACAGGCCAAGCCGAAGAGGGGCAGCCCGCCGCUGAGGCCCAGCAAGCCUCAGAGCAGUCGGCCGACGGCAAAUCAAAGCCAGCAUCUGAGAAAAUCUGGGGGUCCUUCCUGAAAAACAGUGGACUGGGGAAAGUAAUGGGAGGGAGGAAGAAGAAGGAACAAGCGGGUGGUGGGGAUGGAGGGGAGGGCGUGGAGCAGGAGAAGUCGCCUACCCAUGGCCCGGCUACCCAAGGGGAGGGAGCCUCGCCUCCCUCUAGCCCUAAGGAGCAGUCGGCCAAUGAGGGAGGCACCGAGUCUCAGGAGCAGGGCAUAGAGAAGGAGCCCGAGGGCGAGGAGGGCACACAAGAACAAAAGCCAUCGAGCAAGGACGCGAAGCCAAAGCAAGGGGAGAAAUCCAGCGUGCGGGACUUCAUUCGCAAGCCCGUCGCCAGGAUUUUCUCUCACAGAAGCACAGAGAAAAAAGACUUUGGCACUGAUGCUCCAAAACGUGGGAAGACCCGAUCCAAAUCUCUAGACAGACUCGAGGAUGCUGAAGUCUGUCCUGCUGAAACGGACCAAACGGAUGAAUCUCAAGUAGCAGGAGAGUCGCAAAAGUCUGCCGCUCACUCAGCCAAACAUAUGAAACGCUGGCAUUCCUUCAAGAAGAUGAUGGCCCAAAAGAGUCUUAAGAAAAGCACAGAGGACACCAAGGAUGUGGAGAGUGCAGAGGGUCCCGGCAGUGAUACACAGAUAGAGUCGGAGGCUUUGGAGUCAGCUACAAAGUUGGAACACAGUGGACAGAAAAGGUGGAAAUUGAAGCGGUCGUGGACAUUCCAAGGGCUGAAGAGAGACCCCUCUGUCAUCGGCAUCCACAAACCAAAGGGCUCUGACAAGGACUUUUCAGAUAACCCUAAAGGUGAAGAAACCCCUGCAGAUGUUGACCAGGGGGCUGCAGCAACAACAGAGGAGCCCAAGGCAGCGGGAGAAGGGGAGGCCGCAGAGAAAACCAGUACAGAAGAGGAUAAAGGCCAGGGAGCGCAGCGCACAAAGUUAGUUGACCACCACGCCAAUGAAAUCUGGACCUCCUUCAAAAAACGUGUGAUCCCGAAGUCAAAGAAAGCUGGGGAUGCAGGUGGCGGUGGCGGCGGCGGCGAGGAAGAGCAAGCGGGCGAGCACGAGCAAAUGGAGGAGCAGGCGGGCCGCGAACACGGCAAGUCCGGCAAGACAAGAAGGACUCACUUCAACCGGGCCGUGUCGCUGAAGAAUUUCAUCAUGCGCAAGGGGAAGAGCGCGAGCGUGGACAUGGGGGAAGGCGGGGCCGGGCAGAAAGAGGAAGGUGGCGAGGGCGCCGAUGUGGGCGGCCCCACAGGCGAGGAUGUCAAAGAGAGCGACGGCCCCGCCGACGAGGGUGAGUCUGAGGGUCCAGCGGCCGUACAGAACGGGGGCGACGAGGCAGAGGCCAUGGGCGCUGACGGGGAAGAGCAGCAGCCAGACGCGGCAACGUCGUCGGGUCAGCAGCCGGAGACGGCUUGCCCAGAUGCGCCUGCGGCAAAGGAGGAGGCUCAAGCAGAGCCCGUAACGGGGCCCAAGUGUGGAGAGAAAACACACGGGCAGAACGGGUCCCCUGGCACCGGCUGUGAUGGGAAAGCCUCGGCGGCGGGAGGGAAAGAAGAGAAAACUGAGGACAUUAUAGCACAGGAACCUGAAUCAGCUCCCCAGGAAGACGGGCCUCAAGAAAAAGCCAAACAAGAGGAUGUCAACUCCCAGGAGGCAGCGCACCAGGCCGAGAAUGCUUGCUCUGGCAGCUCAAAGGAUGAGAAGAACCUGAACCAAGAGCAAUGCUCUGAAAGGAAAUGCUGUUCUGGCAACCCCGUUGCCCAAAGCGGUGAGUGUACAGCAGAAAACGACUGCUAUGAUCUCCAGCAAACUGGAGGUGACAUAGUAGUACUAGAUAAUAGCUUUGAGUUAGAGCCUAUUUUGGAUGGGCCUCCUCAAAAUGGAGGCGCCCAUCCUGGUUCAGUCAAAACAGACACUGAACCAAUUGACCAAGAGGAGGACCAGAAGAGGAUGUUCUACGAGGCUGCGGCCUCCAUCGUCCAAACGGUGGUGUCAGCAGCCGCCAAGCAGUUAGCGAAGGAGAAGGACCUCCUGGACAAUGGGUUUAAGGGCUCCUACCACAACAACAAUGACAACUAUCCGGAUCUCGAUAAAAAAUGGCGGGAAAGGUGAAGCCACACAAGGAGCAUUAGAUCUGCAUGGGAUUCGUUCAGCGAGGAGCUUUUCCCCCAAAAACGGAAUAAUCACAUGUUUACGUCCUGAUUUGUUGUGGUGAGAGUGAUGCAAUACGUAUAAAUAAAAUUCCAAGUCUCAAAAGCAAUAAUUCAAAGAUCAGAGCAGUCCUUUCUACCAUUCCAUUGUAAAUGUUUACUUGUCCUCUUGUGAGAUUUUAUAUUGUCAAAAAAAGACAUUUCAUUCCUUUCCCAUCAAAUGUUUAUUACAAGGAUCUCGUACUCGGGAAUCAAAAGACUGUUAGUUUUUUAAUGACUGCAAUUUUGUUUGAUCGUAGUUUUCCUUCACUAGACAUUACAAAGUGGAACAUGAACCCAUCUGAAAAAAAAUCUUCCUCCAAACCAUCCCAUUUGUGGAUUCAUUGAGGAAUGUGUUCCAAUCUCUGUGUUAAUGUUUUUAGACUGUUAUCUUGUGUACAUGAAUAAACCAUCAAAAAUAUAUGAAAUCAAUUGUUGUGUUUUCUUACAUAAGAAACAUUCCUUUGAUGGUACCAGAAUGUGAUCACCCAGUACUUUUUGUUGGCCACUCUGUGCUCAGCUUGCCAACAAUUUAGAAUAUGAAAAAAAUGUAAUAGACUAAAAACCUAUCUGCAUUCAGUAGGCCGAUUUUCAAUUUCACUUUAUGAGACUCUGUAUUAAAAUGUUCCACCAUGUUACUUAAAGUAAGCAGUAGGAUGCCAUUUGCUAGAACAGAGCAAGUCAAUACAUUUACAGCACUGUGGGUAAUUCAGUAUACAGCAUUCCAAUCCAUGUACAGUAGAACUAUUCACAGAGAGGUUUGGUAUAUUUUUUGUGGUGAGGGGUAUUCGUAUGUCUGUGUAUCAAAUGCUAGAAAGGACUAGCCAUUAAUGCUGCACGAUUGUGGUUAAAAUGCAAAGUCAUGGUUACAAUGGCAGUCAUUAUUAUAUAAAAACUGCAGCUGUCCGAGUGAAUGAAACAACUUCUUUUAAAAUCAAAUGGAAUUUUUGGUUUGCCUGAGAUGGCCUUAAAAUGGAAAUGAGCCAAGCCUAUCGACCCAGACAUCAGUGUCUGAGUCUGUCAGCUUGUGCCCAUGGCUAUGCAGCAUCGUGUGGCAGCCAUUCUGAAAGUACCAUUUGUGUUGCAUCUCAUCCUCCACCUUUUCCUUACCAUCCUGUACCCUGUUGUGCCCCCCCCCCACCCCCCCUCCCCCCUUCUC
Molecule: messenger RNA, 4057 nt
Organism: Megalops cyprinoides (Indo-Pacific tarpon)
Lineage: Eukaryota; Metazoa; Chordata; Actinopteri; Elopiformes; Megalopidae
Product: spore wall protein 2
Exons: 3
Coding region: 521-2821 (766 amino acids)
Source: RefSeq, a predicted model, not a curated record